AUGUCUAGACUAGAACUAUAUUCACCCGAAGGACUAAGGGUAGACGGAAGAAGAUGGAAUGAAAUACGUCGAUUUGAAUGUCGAAUAAAUACACACCCAAAUUCAUCAGAUGGAUCAUCAUAUGUUGAACAAGGUAAUACAAAAAUUAUAUGUACAGUUCAAGGACCUAAUGAACCAACAACUAGAUCACAAAGAAAUGAAGAUAAAGCUACAAUCGAAGUAAAUUUGACAAUAGCGAAUUUUGCAACUUUUGAAAGAAAGAAAAGAUCCAAAACUGAAAGAAGAUUAAUUGAAUUAAAAACUACUUUAGAACGAACUUUUGAACAAUCCGUGUUAUUAAAUCUUUAUCCAAGAACUAGUAUAGUAAUAAAUGUACAAGUAUUAAGUCAAGAUGGUGGAAUGUUAGCAGCAAUUACAAAUUCAAUAACUUUAGCUUUAGUAGAUGCUGGAAUUUCAAUGUAUGAUUAUGUUAGUAGUAUAAGUUGUGGAUUAUAUGAUCAAUCACCUAUACUAGAUUUAAAUAAUUUAGAAGAAAUUGAUAUGAGUAGUUUAACAAUUGGAGUUAUUGGGAAAAGUGAAAAAUUAGCUUUAUUAUUAUUAGAAGAUAAAAUGCCAUUAGAUAGUUUAGAAAAAGUUUUAAGUAUUGGAAUAGCAGGUGCUCAUAGAAUAAAAGAUUUAAUGGAUAUUGAAGUUAGAAAACAUGGUAAUUUAAGAGCUUCAAAAUUAAUUAAAUGA
Molecule: messenger RNA, 735 nt
Organism: Lodderomyces pseudojiufengensis
Lineage: Eukaryota; Fungi; Ascomycota; Pichiomycetes; Serinales; Debaryomycetaceae
Product: exosome non-catalytic core subunit
Exons: 1
Coding region: 1-735 (244 amino acids)
Biological process (GO): U4 snRNA 3'-end processing; poly(A)-dependent snoRNA 3'-end processing; rRNA catabolic process
Cellular component (GO): nuclear exosome (RNase complex); cytoplasmic exosome (RNase complex); nucleolus
Source: RefSeq, a predicted model, not a curated record